Molecule: messenger RNA, 1098 nt
Organism: Girardinichthys multiradiatus
Lineage: Eukaryota; Metazoa; Chordata; Actinopteri; Cyprinodontiformes; Goodeidae
Product: proteinase-activated receptor 4
Biological process (GO): positive regulation of Rho protein signal transduction; phospholipase C-activating G protein-coupled receptor signaling pathway
Cellular component (GO): membrane
Molecular function (GO): G protein-coupled receptor activity
Source: RefSeq, a predicted model, not a curated record
AUGGACGUGGCCAAAAGGCUCUACAGCGCCCCCUACAGUCUACAAGCUUUCCAGCUGAUGAAAACCUGUAACUUUACCACUUUAAAGGAGAAGAAGGCGAAGGAGAUCCAGGCUACAACCACCAACCUACUGCCGAUCAUGUACCUGCUGGCCUUUAGUGUUGAUCUGCCCUCCAACUUGUUGGCUCUGUGGGUUCUUGUGUUCCGGACCAAACAUCUGCUAUCAACCACAAUGCUCACCAACCUGACUGUGGUGGACUGCUUGCUGUUCCUGGUUUUGCCAUUUCGGAUUGUUUACCACUUCCAAUAGAACAACUGGGACCUCAGGGAGCCUUUCUGCCGGAUUGUCAUGGCAAUGUUUUAUGGAAACAUUUACAGCUCGGUCUGGUGCCUAGCCCUUGUGGCUCUGGACAGAUAUGUGGCUUUGGUACACCUAUGUGGUGCAAAGACUUUGCGCCGCCGGCGGAUGACUCUGUAUAUGACUGGAGCGGUGCGGUUAGUGAUGCUUGCUGCCAUGCUGCCACUGCUGUUGUCACAGCAGACCUACCCACUGCAUGAUCUCAACAUCACCACCUGCCAUGAUGCGAUGCCAGAGAGCAAACAAACCAACUUCUUCCUGCCGUACUUCAGUACACUGUUCGUCCUUUGCUUCCUGCUGCCAGUCAUCAUUGUGUUGUACUGCCACAGCACCAUACAGCGCACCCUGCUGGCUAAAGGCAAGCUCUAGGGUCUUACUAUCAGGGUGACGGUCAUCUUCAAUGUGUGUCUGCUGCCCAGUAAUCUCCUCUUGCUCCUGACCUAGAGUGACAGGUGGCUUUUUGGAGAUGGUGAGGAUGUCUACAUUCCCUGCAUGAUCAGCCUGGCAGUCAGCACCUUUAAAAACUGCAUCGAUCCCUUCAUCUUCUACUUUGUGUCCCCAGAGUUCGGACAAAAAGCCAAAAGCGCUCUGUGCUGUUUCAAGGAGAGAAGAAAAAACAUUCCCUCUCAGGGUAACCAAGUCUCCUUGUCAACAGGACAGAGGUCAAAGGUUACCCUGCUGUCCAUGACAAGUUACAGGGGACCUCUGACACAGCAGUUAGAUGUCAACAGGACAAUGUGA